This is a messenger RNA of Arabidopsis lyrata subsp. lyrata, 4945 nucleotides long. Its product is annotated as disease resistance protein LAZ5. Gene Ontology annotation, biological process: defense response; signal transduction. The coding region runs from base 784 to 4404 and encodes 1206 amino acids. The transcript is spliced from 8 exons. Lineage: Eukaryota; Viridiplantae; Streptophyta; Magnoliopsida; Brassicales; Brassicaceae. Gene Ontology annotation, molecular function: ADP binding; protein binding. The record is from RefSeq and is a predicted model, not a curated record.
ACCAUGGGAGAAUUUGAUUUCGGACUCUUAAUCAGAGAGUGCUUGUACCAUGAUCUUCAACUGCGGUUUUACAUCCAUCAAUUCGACUCUGCCAACCGCUGGUGACAUACACUUAGACUUUUCAUUUAAGGUUUCAGUCUUCAGCUGGAAAUAAUAAGGAUAACAUAAAAAAAAACGCAGAAAACCCACCUCUCAAGCCCGGUUCUAUUCAACACCAUGGUGUACAGGUUUUGGAAAAUUUCAACACAAGGACAUGCCAAAUAGUUCUGGGGACUUGAAGAUAUGUGUGUGCUUAUAUAUUUAAAUCUGGAAACCCUUUUAUACCCUCGGAUCAGUAUAUAUCAUUAGCCGCCGCAUGGUUUAAUCUGGUAUUCAACUUCUGGUCACUCAAAAUUCGCAUUCGCAUAUCUCUUAAGCAUUUCUACGAACGGUGAUCAGCUCUGCAGAGCACGAAUUUUCUUACACAGACUUUCUUUUUGAUGUGGGUUUUCUCGAAUGUGUCCGUUGUUGUGCGAAUGAAAUGAAGAGAAACUCGAAAAGAAAAAGUUUAAUAUACCUCUGCGUUCAUCGGAUAAACAAUACAGCAAAUGGUUCCAAUUGCUAAAGUUACUAUCUAAAUGAGAUAGUUUGAAAAGUCAACAGAGGGGUGCUAAAGGUGGAUAUUGCAAAAGAUUCUUCGUGGGAAGACUCGUUGUUCAACGCCUCAAAGUCUUCGUCUCUUCCAUUUCACUUCCAAAGGAGGGAACACUUUCCAAACAGCUGCAUCAUCGCUGCCAUCUUUUAAUGGCUUCUCCUUCUUCUUCAUUGUCGUUGGAUCCCUGUAAGCGCCAGUUUGACGUGUUUGUGAGUUUCAGAGGUGCGGACACGCGUAAUUCCUUCACCUCUUAUCUUGUUCAGUUCCUGCAGCGGAAAGGUAUUGAUACUUUCUUCGAUGGGAAACUCCGGCGAGGCAAGGACAUCUCUGUUGUCUUUGACAGGAUCGAGCAAUCGAAAAUGUCGAUCGUCGUCUUCUCAGAGAACUACGCCAACUCCACCUGGUGCUUGGAGGAGCUCUGGAAGAUAAUACAGUGCAGGGAGAAGUUUGGCCAUGGGGUCUUACCUGUCUUCUACAAAGUCAGGAAAUCUGAUGUGGAGAAUCAGAAAGGGACUUUUGGAGUUCCCUUCCUGAGCCCUAAGGAGAGUUUCAAGGGAGAUGGGCAAAAAGUUGGGGCAUGGAAGGAAGCUCUGAAGAUUGCUUCCAAUAUCCUGGGCUAUGUACUUCCUGAAGAAAGGCCAGAGAGUGAAUUUGUUGAAAAAAUAGCCAAGGAAACAUUCAGGAUGCUGAAUGAUUUGUCUCCAUGUGAACUCAGUGGUUUCCCGGGGAUCGAAUCACGUUCAAAGGAACUGGAGGAGUUAUUGAUGUUUGAUAACAAAAAUUGUAUCCGUACCAUUGGGGUUCUCGGGAUGACUGGAAUUGGCAAGACGACUGUUGCUGAUAGUGUUUAUAAACGAAAUUACCGUCAGUUUGAUGGAUAUUGUUUCCUUGAAGACAUUGAAAAUGAGUCAAAGCGGCAUGGAUUGCAUCAUUUGCAUCAAAAACUCCUCUGUAAAUUAUUGGAUGAAGAAAAUGUGGAUAUCAGAGCACAUGGAAGAUUAAAAGACUUUCUUCGGAACAAGAAGUUGUUUAUUGUGCUGGACAAUGUGACCGAAGAAAAUCAGAUAGAAGUUCUCAUCGGAGAGCAGGAGAUGUACCGGAAAGGAAGCAGGAUUGUUAUAACAACUAGAGACAAGAAACUGCUGCAGAACAAUGCGGAUGCAAUAUACGUUGUUCCCAGACUAAAUGACAGGGAAGCUAUGGAGCUUUUCUGCCUAGAUGCAUUUUCUGACAAACUCUACCCAACAGAAGAAUUUCUGGAUCUAUCAAACAAUUUUGUUUAUUAUGCGAAAGGGCACCCUUUAGCCUUGAAGUUGUUAGGUUCAGGUCUACGUCAGAAGGAAAGAACAUACUGGGUGGAAAAAUGGGAGAGAUUAAUGGUAAUGCCAGACAAGGAGAUUCAGAAAGUGCUAAAAAUGAGUUAUGAAGCACUGGAUGAUGAACAGAAAAGCAUAUUUCUUGACAUAGCAUGUUUUUUCAGAUCAGAAAAAGCAGAUUUGGUUUCGAGCAUCUUGAAAUCAGACCAUGUUAUGAGAGAACUUGAAGAUAAGUGCUUGGUAACCAAAUCUUAUAAUCGUCUUGAGAUGCAUGAUCUAAUGCAUGCAAUGGGGAAGGAAAUUGGAUAUGAAUCAUCCAUCAAAAGGGCAGGCAAACGUAGCAGGUUGUGGAACCACAAAGAUAUUCGCAAUGUGCUGGAGCAGAAAACGGGAACUGAAUGUGUUAGAGGCAUCUUCUUUAACAUGUCUAAUGUCGAAAGGAUCAAGCUAAGUCCUGACGUUUUCAUGAGGAUGUCGAAUCUCAAAUUCCUGAAGUUCCACAAUUCUCAUUGUUCCCAGUGGUGUGAUAACGACCAUAAAAUUCAAUUCUCUAAAGAGCUUGAUCAUUUUCCGGAUGAGCUUGUGUACCUUCAUUGGCAGGGGUACCCUUACGAAUAUCUACCAUCAGAAUUCAAUCCAGAGGAACUUGUUGAUCUUAGUCUACGCUAUAGCUACAUCAAACAACUGUGGGAAGAUGAUAAGGUGCCACAGAAAACGGAAAAUUUAAGAUGGGUCGACCUCAGUCAGUCAAAAGACUUGCGGAGUUUAUCAGGUUUGUCCAAGGCUAAAAAUCUUGAAAGAUUGGACCUCGAAGGCUGUACGAGUUUGGUUCUGUUGGGCUCAUCAAUCGAAAAGAUGAACAAACUUAUUUACCUGAACCUCAGAGACUGCACAAGCCUUGAGAGUCUUCCAGAGGGAAUCAAUUUAAAAUCUCUGAAGACUCUGAUCCUCAGUGGCUGCUCAAACCUUCAAGAGUUUCAAAUUAUAUCAGACAAUAUUGAAUCUCUUUAUUUGGAAGGCUCAGCAAUUGAACAAGUUGUUGAACACAUCGAGAGUCUUCGCAACCUUAUAUUGCUGAAUCUCAAGAAUUGUCGCAGGUUAAAGUAUCUUCCCAACGAUCUUUACAAGCUGAAAUCUCUUCAAGAACUGAUUCUCUCUGGCUGUUCAGCGUUGGAGAGUCUUCCACCAAUCAAAGAGGAGAUGGAAUGCUUAGAGAUUUUGCUUAUGGAUGGAACGUCCAUCAAACAGACACCUGAAACGAUUUGUUUGAGUAACCUCAAGAUGUUUUCGUUUUGUGGAUCUAGCAUCGAAGAUUCCACAGGGUUGGUAUUGUUACCUUUCUCAGGCAGCUUUUGCUUAUCAGACCUCUAUCUCACGAACUGCAAUAUCUACAAAUUGCCAGACAACUUUAUCUCCCUACACUCUCUACGGUGUCUAUGCUUAAGCAGAAACAAUAUUGAGACCCUACCUGAAAGCAUUAAGAAACUUCAUUGCCUGUUGUUGCUUGACCUGAAACAUUGUCGCAGGCUCAACUCUCUUCCAGUGCUUCCAUCUAGUCUACACUAUGUAGAUGCUCACGGGUGUGUUUCUCUGGAAAAAGUCGCAGAACCAGUGACACUUCCCCUAGUAACUGAUAGGAUGCAUACUACAUUCAUUUUCACGAAUUGCUUCAAGCUAAACCGAGCUGAGCAGGAAGCUAUUGUAGCUCAGGCCCAACUCAAGAGUCAGUUACUGGCAAGGACAUCUCUCCAGCAUAACAAUAAGGGACUAGUUCUAGAACCUCUGGUUGCUGUUUGUUUUCCAGGAAGUGAGAUACCCUCAUGGUUCAGCCAUCAGAGGAUGGGAUCUUUGAUAGAAACCGACCUGCUUCCACACUGGUGUAACAAAAAAUUUAUUGGAGCGUCCCUCGCUGUUGUUGUCACCUUCAGUGAUAAUGAAGGUCAUCAUGCCAACCGUUUAUCUGUAAGAUGCAAGUGCAAAUUCAAAAAUCAAAACGGCCAGUCUAUCAGCUUUAGUUUCUGUCUUGGUGGAUGGAACGAGUCAUGUGGAUCAUCUUGCCAUGAACCACGGAAACUUGGAUCUGACCAUGUGUUUAUCAGUUAUAACAACUGUAAUGUGCCAGUCUUCGAAUGGAGGGAAAAGAGUAAUGAGGGUACUAGAUGUCAUCCCACUAGUGCCUCAUUCGAAUUCUAUCUUACCGAUGAAACUGAAAGGAAACUAGAAUGCUGCAAGGUGAUAAGGUGUGGUAUGAGUUUGUUAUAUGCUCCAGAUGAAAAUGACCGUAGUUUCCAGGGAAUACGGGUUACAGACACUGUUGAGCGUACAUCUAGUGAGCUUCUUGUGACCAUUCGAGGUCAGUCCCACUCACGGAUUGAAGAAAGAAGAAAUGGCAAAGUAAGAGAUGAAAUCCUGGAUAUGAGUGUUUCCUACAUGAUAGGAGGUUCCGGGUCUUGAAAAGAAAACGAAAGGAACUUAAAGAUGUUGCAUUGCUUUUCGGACCCUUUGGUGUGUCGAUGGUGACUUCUAUCAACUUAAUUUGGCUGCAGCUUGACUUUGAGCUUAUCCUUGAAUGUGACUGGUUCGUUGCCAUUUGAAGCUGAUUGAUGAAAUCGUCACUAUCUCACUUCCAAAGACAAAAAAGGGAUCAUGGUCUGUACUCUCUGUUUCUCCUUUGACAUCACGUGUAUAUUGCUCAGUUGCUAGAUUUUGGUGGAACAACUGGUCCAAAAUUCUCCAUGGUUUGAUAAGGUGUUUUUCAAACUAGUGCUCUGGAGAUUGAAGUUGAAGGGCAAUAUGAAGAAAGUUGAUGGAGGAAGUUCCAGGAGAGAUCAAAUUUCUUGGGUGAUAGGGAGAUUUAUGGGCUAAAUGAUGUGUUCUGUAUGAAAAUAAACCUGUGCUUUAUAGAUGAUUUGAUGUGUUUGGCGUCUUUGGCCUUGUUGUGAUACUAUGUUAUGAACUAUUACCAAAAUUUCAUCUUUGUUUUUGGUUUGUUAGG